GCUGCGUUCUAGAACCUUGCCCUCUCCAAUGCCUUCCUCACUCUGGAACACACUGCUGUUUCCCACAGGACAGCCUAGCAUGGCAGGAUUUUGCUGGCCCUGGACAGUGACUUGAGAGCAGGCUGUGAGCAGGAUGCGCUGGCGGGACCGCUUAGCUGUGUUAUACUUCCCCCCAGGCCUGAUGCUCACUAUAGCUGCACUCAUUCUCUUCUUCAUACACAUGGGUGUCUUUGCUAGUGAUGUUCACAACUUCUGUGUCAUCUACCACUACGACCGCAUGAGCUUCCCUUACACGGUUGUACUGAUAUUUUCCCAGGUGAUCAGCAUCGGCUGGGCUGCCAUGGGGUCACUCUACGCAGAGAUGACUGGUGACAAGUUUCUUAGAUGCUUUGCUUUGACCAUCCUGAUCCUCAAUGGAGCCAUGUUCUUCAACCGCCUGUCCCUGGAGUUUCUGGCCAUCAAUUACCGAGAGGAGAGACACUGA
Molecule: messenger RNA, 484 nt
Organism: Rattus rattus (black rat)
Lineage: Eukaryota; Metazoa; Chordata; Mammalia; Rodentia; Muridae
Gene: Catsperh
Product: transmembrane protein 262
Exons: 3
Coding region: 134-484 (116 amino acids)
Source: RefSeq, a predicted model, not a curated record